AUCGUCUAGUGUGGUGUCAGCCAUGAGCCACCUGCAAACUCUCUGUCUCUCAUUCUAUUGACAGCCUCUCAAAUCCUUUCCCUCUUCCAAGUCUCUGACACUUUGCCCGUAACCCAACUAUGUUUCCCACCUCCACAUUCUCUUCUCUUCACACCACCAAUGUCACCCCGACUCCCUCUCUCUCUUCUCUCUCAACCUCUUCCCUUUCUUCUUCUUCUUCUUCUUCUCCUUCUAGCUCUCUUUCUCUUCUACAAUCUUCUUGUAUCCCACGUCGUCAUCUCCGCUCGUUCUGCGCCUUCCGAGACACCCAGUUGAGGAUAGACCCGAAAUCCAAAGGACUGAAGGUGACUUGUUCCGUGGGCAGCGAGCCUUUGAAGGUGAUGAUAUCGGGUGCACCGGCAUCGGGCAAAGGAACUCAGUGUGAGUUGAUUGUCCAGAAGUUUGGAUUGGUGCACAUAUCAACUGGGGAUCUUUUAAGAGCUGAAGUAUCAUCUGGGACUGAAAUUGGGAAUAAAGCAAAAGAAUUCAUGAAUGCUGGCCGUUUAGUUCCAGAUGAAAUUGUGACGGCUAUGGUCAUGACAAGAUUAUCGCGUCAAGACGCAAAAGAAAAAGGGUGGCUUCUCGAUGGGUAUCCAAGGAGUUUUUCACAAGCACAAAGUCUGGAAGAACUGAAAAUCAGGCCAGAUGUUUAUAUCGUAUUAGAUGUUCCUGAUGAAAUUCUGAUCAACAGAUGCAUUGGUAGAAGGCUAGACCCUGUAACAGGGAAGAUUUAUCAUCUAAAAAACUUCCCUCCAGAGACUGAGGAAAUUAAAUCUAGACUUGUUAUUCGUCGUGACGAUACUGAGGAAAAAGUGAAGUCACGUCUAGAAAUAUACAAGAAAAAUGCAGAAGCAAUCUCAUCCACGUACUUGAACAUAGUGAACAAGAUUAAUGGAAACCGUCCAAAAGAAGAAAUUUUCAAAGAAAUAGAAUCUUUGCUUUUGCAAGUGCAGAAAGAUAGAGUAGAGAUGACAAAUCCAGGGAAUAUAAUACCUGAAAUUAAGAACCUGAAGAAUCAGGUAUAUGGAGGCCAGGAUUACUGGAGAGGAAUUCCUACUAAAUUGAAUAACAUUCCUCACUCAAGGGAAAUUAGGAAAUAUUUCUAUACCGAUGUGCUAGAAGCAACCCAAAGAGCUAUUAAUGAUGGAAGAACUCGACUAAAGGUGGAGAUCAAUAUUCCAGAGCUGAACCCAGAAAUGGAUGUUUAUCGAAUCGGUACUUUGAUGGAACUUGUUCGAGUUCUUGCCCUUUCGUUUGCUGAUGAUGGAAAACAUGUCAAGGUUUGUGUGCAAGGAUCUAUGGGGGAAGGUGCACUAGUUGGAAUGCCAUUGCAGCUUGCUGGUACUCGACAGAUCCUAGAGUUUAUGGAUUGGGGUGAUUAUGGUGCUAUGGGGAACUUUAUCAAGAUUGGUUCUGUAGGGUCCAAAGAGGUUGAUGAGCAAGAUGACAUUUUUGUCAUAGUGGCUCCUCAGAAUGCUGUUGGCAAUUGUAUUAUUGACGACCUAAAAGCUAUGACUGAUGCUGCUGGGAACCGGCCAGUUAUUCUUGUCAAUCCUAGGCUCAAGGAUUUACCUGGUUCCAGUGGUAUUAUGCAAACAAUGGGCCGGGACAAGAGAUUGGAGUAUGCUGCAUCAUUUGAGAAUUGCUAUUUCUUUCGGCUUCUCUAUUAUGCAGGAACCCAGUAUCCAAUUAUGGGUGCUCUUAGGAUGUCUUUCCCAUAUCGUUAUGAAUUGUAUAAGAGGGUUGAUGAACCAUCUGGAAAGGAGAAGUAUGUCAUCUUGUCUACAUUUCCUGAAAGGCCAGACACCGAUGAAGUUAAUGAUGCCUUCCUGGGAAAACCAAGAAACAAAACCAAGGAAGCCUCAGGAAUUUGGGGCUUCUUGAGUGGUAUAUUUUGAGUAGAAAGGUGGUGGUAUAUAUAUAUGUAUAUAUAUAUAUAUACAUAUAUAUAUGAUUGAAAAAUAUAUUGUGCUCUUAUACUACUUCCACUCAGUAAUUGUUGAGCUCCAUAUAUUUUGAUCGGAUCCUUGCAAAAUCUAGUUGUACAUUUGGUUUUAGAAAAAUGCUGUAGUAUUACUAGAAGCAUAAAUUACAUGUUCAUAUGA
Molecule: messenger RNA, 2144 nt
Organism: Juglans regia (Persian walnut)
Lineage: Eukaryota; Viridiplantae; Streptophyta; Magnoliopsida; Fagales; Juglandaceae
Product: adenylate kinase 5, chloroplastic
Exons: 19
Coding region: 120-1937 (605 amino acids)
Biological process (GO): nucleoside triphosphate biosynthetic process
Cellular component (GO): cytoplasm
Molecular function (GO): ATP binding; AMP kinase activity; nucleoside diphosphate kinase activity
Source: RefSeq, a predicted model, not a curated record